This is a messenger RNA of Chaetura pelagica (chimney swift), 1305 nucleotides long. RefSeq names its product collagen-like tail subunit (single strand of homotrimer) of asymmetric acetylcholinesterase (gene COLQ). NCBI's taxonomy places the organism in Eukaryota, Metazoa, Chordata, Aves, Apodiformes, Apodidae. The transcript has 16 exons. Gene Ontology annotation, molecular function: heparin binding. The coding region runs from base 1 to 1305 and encodes 434 amino acids. The record is from RefSeq and is a predicted model, not a curated record.
AUGGCUGACAUAGAAAAGAGACCCAGGGCCAAGAUCUCUAUAGAAGAUGUGACAUCCUUCAGUGAGGAGGACACUGGGACCAGAGCCCCUGAGAUUCCUCCAAGCGGCCCAGAGAGUAAUCUGAGAAUAAAAUCACCCUUCACACCAUCUCCCCCACAAAAACAUCACAAGUUGCUUGCCCUGGAUAUGAAAGAGUUGUGUCAAGAGGCUUCCUCCCUGCCUGAAUCACAUUGCCCCUCAGGGCCUCCUGGCCCCCAGGGUCCACGAGGAAUUCCUGGUGUAAUGGGACCAAAAGGGGAGAAAGGGGAGAUUGGCAGGCCUGGAAGAAAGGGCAGACCAGGUUCCCCAGGCGUCCCUGGGAUGCCAGGACCAAUAGGAUGGCCUGGACCUGAAGGACUGAAGGGUGAAAAGGGAGAGUUGGGUGUGAUGGGAUUGCCAGGUACAAGAGGACCAAUGGGCUCCAAGGGUUUUCCUGGAACUAGAGGAGAAAAGGGAUCCAGAGGUGAAAGGGGUGACAAGGGAGUCAAAGGAGACCAGGGAGAAAUAGGUUUCCCUGGAAUGCUGGGACAAAAAGGAGAGAUGGGCCCAAAGGGACAAUCUGGAGUACCAGGACACAGAGGACCUAUAGGAAGACCUGGAAAACGAGGCAAACAAGGACUAAAGGGAGACAUUGGACCUGCGGGUAUCAUGGGACCACCUGGAAGGCCUGGUCCUUCUGGCCAGCCAGGCCCCCCUGGACCUUCAGGAUUAGCCCAAUUUGCAAUAGGACCAAAAGGGGAAAGAGGACUUCCAGGACCACCAGGGAGAUGUCUCUGCAGACCCCCACAGCAUGUGAAUAACCCACCAUAUGAGGAACCUGUGUUUGGAUAUAGUUAUCCAAAAGUCCCUGCGAUUUUUGUGGUGAAUAAUCAAGAAGAAUUGGACCGGUUAAACACCAAAAAUGCCUUAGCUUUUAGAAGAGAUCAGAGAUCUUUGUAUUUCAAGGACACCUUUGGAUGGCUCCCAGUCCAGCUCACCCCCUUCUAUCCCGUGGAUUACCGCUUCGAGGCUGGCGGUACUUGUGGAGACGGGAUCGUGCAGGAUGGGGAGGAGUGCGACGAUGGCAACGUGGUUGUGACUGACGACUGUAUAAGAUGCCGCCGCGCUUACUGUGGAGAUGGCUACCGACACGAGGGGGUUGAAGACUGUGAUGGGAUGGAUUUUGGUUAUUUGACAUGUAAAACCUAUCUCCCUGGGUCUUACGGAAAGCUGCGCUGCACUUCUUACUGCUACAUCGACUCCACACAGUGCCGAUACUUCACAUGA